AGUUGACGUCUUAUGUCUGAGUCGUUGCACUGUGGAGUAGUUCGCGGAGUUGAGGCCUGCUCAAUCUUUUCUCGUAUUUCUUGCUUUUCACCGAAUCUGUUUUUUGGAGGGGUCAUAUUUGAGUUUUAAAGUUGUGAAGUUUGUGCUUCAUCCGAUCCGGUUCACGGCCUGUUCAAAGCGGGUCUGAACCGGGUAAGCAACUCCAGGCAGGUUCCGAAACGGAGACGAGGAAACUAAAUUGAGGAACCAAGUUGGAAAAGGAUUGACGAAGAAGUCAUAAGAUGACAUCUCGGAGGUGGUUUCACCCUAACAUCACAGGGGUGGAAGCUGAAAAUCUGUUGCUUACUCGUGGAGUUGAUGGAAGCUUCUUGGCUCGACCCAGCAAGAGCAACCCUGGAGAUUUCACUUUGUCUGUCAGGCGAAAUGGUGCUGUCACACACAUUAAAAUCCAGAACACCGGUGAUUACUAUGACCUGUAUGGUGGGGAGAAGUUUGCUACUCUGGCUGAGCUUGUGCAGUAUUACAUGGAGCACCAUGGGCAGCUGAAGGAGAAGAACGGUGAUGUCAUUGAGCUGAAAUACCCGCUGAACUGUGCAGAUCCCACCUCGGAGAGGUGGUUCCAUGGGCACCUUUCUGGCCGGGAGGCUGAGAAGCUGUUGACUGAAAAGGGCAAAAACGGGAGUUUCCUUGUGCGGGAAAGCCAGAGCCACCCUGGAGACUUUGUGUUGUCUGUAAGAACUGGAGAUGACAAGGGAGAAAGCAGUGAUGGGAAAUCGAAAGUCACCCAUGUGAUGAUUCGCUGCCAGCAGGAUCUUAAGUAUGAUGUUGGAGGAGGAGAGAAGUUUGACUCGUUGACAGACCUUGUUGAACAUUACAAGAAAAAUCCUAUGGUGGAGACACUGGGCACAGUGCUUCAACUCAAACAGCCCCUGAACACAACUCGAAUCAAUGCAGCUGAGAUAGAGAGCCGAGUGCGAGAGUUGAGUAAACUCGCCGAAGCCACUGAUAAGUUCAAGCAAGGAUUCUGGGAGGAGUUUGAGACGCUCCAGCAGCAAGAAUGUAAGCUGCUCUAUAGUCGUAAGGAAGGACAGCGGCCUGAAAACAAAAAUAAAAACCGCUAUAAAAACAUCCUGCCAUUUGAUCACACUCGAGUCGUUUUAAAUGAUGGUGAUCCCAAUGAACCUGGUUCUGAUUAUAUUAAUGCUAAUAAAAUUAUGCCCGAGUUUGAUUCAAAGUGCAACAACACCAGGCUAAAGAAGUCUUACAUAGCCACACAGGGCUGCCUGCAGAAUACCAUCAGCGAUUUCUGGAGAAUGGUGUUCCAGGAGAACUCCAGGGUUAUUGUCAUGACCACCAAGGAAGUGGAGCGAGGAAAGAGUAAGUGCUUGAGGUAUUGGCCUGAUGUGUCUGCACUCAAAGAGUAUGGAGCAAUGCGUGUUCGUAAUGUCAAGGAAACGUUGGCACAUGACUAUAUUCUGAGAGAGCUUAAACUCUCCAAGGUUGGGCAGGGCAAUACAGAAAGAACGGUGUGGCAGUACCACUUUAGAACCUGGCCAGACCAUGGUGUGCCUGGUGAUCCUGGCGGCGUGUUAGACUUCUUAGAGGAAGUUAACCAUAAGCAGGAAAGCAUCUUGGAGGCAGGGCCGAUUGUAGUGCAUUGCAGUGCUGGGAUUGGACGAACCGGGACCUUCAUUGUGAUUGAUAUACUUAUUGACAUCAUAAGGGAAAAAGGGGUAGACUGUGACAUAGAUGUGCCCAAGACCAUUCAGAUGGUGCGAUCGCAGAGGUCAGGAAUGGUUCAGACAGAAGCGCAGUACAGGUUCAUUUACAUGGCAGUACAGCACUACAUAGAAACCUUGCAACGUAGGAUUUUGGAGGAGCAGAAGAGUAAAAUAAAAGGAAGAGAAUACACAAACAUUAAGUAUUCUUUGUCUGAUAUGACAGCAGGUGACCAGAGUCCGAUCCCUCCUUGCACACCCACCCCGUCCUGUACAGAUAUAAGAGAUGACAACUCUAGGGUGUAUGAGAAUGUGGGGCUGAUGGCACAGCAGAAGAGAUGAGGUUAACCUUAAUUAAUGUUCAAAUUGAAUGAAAAGGAGCCUCUUUUUUUUAGAUUGUUGUAAAUUGCUGCAUAAAUCUUCAGAAGUGAUACAAGAAAGCAGAAAAUGAAGACUGAAUAUUGAAGGCUUGGAAAGCUUUUUGUAUGGUGUUAACCCUUUCAUUAUUCUGUUUACUACAUGUUUUUAUCCUAAAUGGAGAGAACAAUAUUCUGUAUGAAGCCUGGUCCUUCUAAUUUCUCCUGUGAAUAUUGUAUCCGGGAACUAAACUGCACUCAUCGAAGGGCAGAGGCUGUGAAAUCUUUUUUUUUUUUUUUUUUUUUUAUGAAUAAGUGUAUAUGUUUAACAAGUUAAUUUGAAAUCAGCCAACUUGCCGCGUGUCUAUGAACAGUGUUCUUGGAAGUGAAAACAAUUCCUUUUUUUCAGGAUAACAUUGUGUGACAAAUAUUAAUCCCAUUCCUUAAUAGUUUGUUUUAUUGCCUCUCGGAGUAUAUGCAAGUUAAGUCUGGAAAAUUCAACUUUGCCUCAACCUAAGAAGGACAUUUAAGCGGUUGAAGGUAGUUUGUUUUCCCAGUUUUGGGUUAUUUUUCAAAAUGAUUAAGACUUUGAAUAAUAAUGAAGGUGAUAUUAUUUUCAUCACCCAAAAGUUGCAUAACAUAUUAGUUUACAAGAUGACUUCCUUUUUAGAAUGUUUUUCAUUGUUUGUGUGUCCCCCCCCUCCCACCUUCGCUACAAAGCUCGAUCUCAAGUCUAAAGUUUUAAGGAUUAGAGGAUGCCUCAGGUGGCUUGGUUAUGAAGAAAACCGCACUUGCACGUUAAGAGGAGCUGUUCUUCUGUACGCUGGAGCAGGAGCCUUGGGUUUAUGAAUGAUUAAUACUUUAGAGUGGACAAGGACGUACGCGCAGAGUUAAUAGCGGUGACGCAGGAGUUUUAAAAUCCGUUUUUGUGCUUCGUCAGUGUCUCGAUUAUGCCUGAAGGAGGCAAAAUAUAACAGGCCCAGCUAUUGCCACACACCAAAUAAAGAAGAAGAAUGCCUGGGUUUAUUUUGAUUUAAGUUUUUAAAGAUUUAUAAAUUCAAAAGAAAAAAAAAAACAGGUUUUAGCAAUAUGAACAAAGCAGGCAAAAAAGAAACUUUUUUUUUUUUUUUUUUUUACCAGAUUAGCCUGAGUAUUAACAGUAUUGUGUUGGAGGAAAAAGAUGCAAUUGUGUUUGGUUGGAUUGUGAGAAAGCACAGCGUCCAGGGUUUGCUUGUGCCAGAACGUUCACUUUAUUUAAAUUUUAAGCAGACGUUUCUAAAGAGGACAUUGAGAUGAAUGUACAAAAGCAGUAAAUGACUUGGGACUUGUCAUGAUGCAUAUAGCAAUGAUAAUAUGGAGGUGGGUUAUAGCCAGGGUGUGUACAGUAUUAGGCUGGGUUGGAAUGUGGUAGAAUAUCGUGGCAAGUUUUAUUUUUUGUUUGAUGAUCCUCACUUUUGUAUUUUUAAAAUUCUUUCUGUUUUUGCUCCUGAUGUCAAAAGCCAAGAGGUAGUUUAUCUAAAUUACUUUGUUGGACAAGGCUGCCGCUAAUAGUUCAGCAGCGUCUUUCUUUGGGCAUAUGUGACAUUUUGGUUUUCUAAUGGAGAACCUGAUCAUGGAAUAUGAAGCAUAUGUUCAGUUCCUUGUGUUUACCAAUGUCCAUAUAGUUCUGUUAGGUUCAGCACAAUGAAGUGGGCCUUCAGUGUUCACAUCCGCCUUUUACAUGGGCCUCCCUAACUAUAGCUGUCCAACUGUGCUUGUAAUGAUUUUCUUUGUUCUGCUGUACAUUGAGGAUAAAGUUGUUUCCCCCUAGCUAUCUGCUGACGUAAUUUACUUGAAAAGUAACAGCGUACAGACUUCAUUAGCCUUUGUGAAGAUGAUUCAGAGCUCAGUGGAAAUGGGAUAAAGAACAUGGUUAGUCAGUUAUUUUCCAUUUAAAAAUGACAGUUAACAGGAAAUUUGCCUUUUAAUGCUGGCAUGUGUCUUGCGUGAGUUAGGUGAAUUGGCUCUACUGCAAGUGAGCGUGUGUGUGAGCCCUGCAGUAGACUGGCAUUUUUGGGUGACGACUUCUUUUAACUACAUUAAGAAAGAAACCGACACAAACUCUAAACAUGACUUAUACCAUAAUGUCUAUAUGCAUACCUGUGAUGGCCUGGCACCCUUGUGCCCUCUGCCAGCACAUACCCCCCACCCCACCUGUGACCCUGGUCUGGGUUGAGCAGAUUACAGAAUGACAGGACAGAAACACAUUUCAAGUAAUAGCCUUUCUUUUUGUCGCUGAAGUGAAGGAGGAUUAUUGGAUCUGUUUUCGACAAGACUUUGAAUUUACUUGGAAUGUAUAAAGUAACAAUGUCAUGUCAUAGUAUUUGUCAGAGCAAUAAUUUUAACACCGAUUGUAUUCUUUGAUCUUAACUUGUUUUGCCGGUGGAGACACAAGUCUUGUCCAUUUACUGCAGUAUAGUUAUCACAGUUUUUUUUUUUGUAGUCUCAGUUUCUUCUUCCCAGCAUGCAUUGCUGAAGACGCAUAAAUUAUACACAUAUUCCGUAUUUUUUCUUCUUCUUCCUCUACAUUACAUACAUCAGGAGGCCUUCCAAUUAGUUGUGAAGCUUCUUGCUUUCCCUGCUGGUUACGGUUCUGCUUAAUUACGCGCUCGAAACUGUAGAUGUCUAGACUACAGUUUUAACACUAACCCGUCUCGCCAAAAUAAUUAUAAAAAAGCCUUGUUUCCUUUUCUAUUAGCCAUAGGGUAGAAUCUGUUUCAGUCAGAGCUUUACCUCUAAAGCCGUCAGCUUUGCUGUAGUAAAUGUUACUACUACCCUUACCAUGAAAAGUAUCCCCCUCAACCCCACAUAUAUAUUAGUAUGAGCAUUUAUUAUCAUUAUUCAUCUAACCGUUGGCCUGAUCUAUGAAUGAUUUCAAGGUGGAUUAGAAUGAGCAGAAGCAGUCCCUAGUCCAGUGUAAGAUGAUUGAUUAUAGUGGUUCACAUCCACAGAGACUUGAUGACUCCCAUUCUAUUUACCGCUAGGACUCACAGGCCUUACAUUCCAUCGCACUCACCUACUUUCCGCUCUACUAUGCCUUGAAGGAAUAAUAUGAUCCCUAUUUAUUGCCCUAACAAUGUGAUCUGCUCAAAAUUAAAUAAUAAUGUUUUCCUCAGCACCUCUCCUAUUAUUAGCCCUUUCAGCUUGCGAAGCAGGACUUGGUCUUAGUCUGCUUGUAGCCACCUCCCAUGCACAGUCAGGUGAUCCUAAUCGGGCCCUGGCUUUCUUAUGCAGUAUGUUUAAUAUUUUACAGACAAUUGUAUUUCUAUAUUAUGAUUAUGAUCAUGCAGAAUGCUUACUAACAGUCUGUGAACCAGCCUUGUGAAAUCGAGGCUGCUAACAAAGCCAGACUUCUUUACGACAGCUGAAACAAAUCCAGAAAGUGUUCUUUUACUGUGGGAACGUUUUUGCAGCUUUCCUUUAAUGGAUGAAAAAUAAAACGUUACUUAAUUAA
Messenger RNA from Erpetoichthys calabaricus (reedfish), 5567 nucleotides. It is a transcript of the gene ptpn11a, whose product is annotated as protein tyrosine phosphatase non-receptor type 11a. Gene Ontology annotation, molecular function: protein tyrosine phosphatase activity. NCBI's taxonomy places the organism in Eukaryota, Metazoa, Chordata, Cladistia, Polypteriformes, Polypteridae. The transcript has 16 exons. Bases 282 to 2060 code for a protein of 592 amino acids. The record is from RefSeq and is a predicted model, not a curated record. Gene Ontology annotation, biological process: protein dephosphorylation.